Molecule: messenger RNA, 246 nt
Organism: Pseudozyma hubeiensis SY62
Lineage: Eukaryota; Fungi; Basidiomycota; Ustilaginomycetes; Ustilaginales; Ustilaginaceae
Exons: 1
Coding region: 1-246 (81 amino acids)
Source: RefSeq, a predicted model, not a curated record
AUGGAAGGAUCUGGAGAUGCGGCUGAGGACGACGAUGCGGAAGCCCAUCUCGAGGUUGAGGAUCCUGCGGCACGGUUCGUCUGUACUGCGCGAAGUGGAGCUCUCCAGGCACUCGAUGACGAGGACGAUGAUGUCCUGUCGUCCGGUCGAGCUCGCCACGACGGUGAUGAAGCAUUCGAAGAGCUGGACGCCGUGGAGGUGUUUGUGGCCCAUCGACUUUGUUGCGUGCCGUUUGUCGAAGGCUGA